AUGUCUUACGGUAGCGUGGCCAUUGUAGAUGCCAAGGUUUUCCAGUUCGUGUCCUUCCUCCUAUCACCCGAAGGCUUUGCAACGUAUCCAGAUGAGACGCAACAGCUCCUGGCUCUUCUAACUUCACUCGGCACUAAUGAUACUAUUCAGCUUCCAAAGACGGGGACCAUUACCCAAUGGAAAGAUGCCGUCGCUCGCUAUUCAGUUACAGAGACAGAUGAUACUCGUCAUUGUCGAGUGUUUGUGCUGGUCACGUACCGCCCCAAGGAUCUUUUGCCAUUGUACAUGACAUCAGCUAGACGUGCAGUCAAGUUUGUCAAUGCCGUGGUGGCUUUGGUGACGGCUAAUGCCUACAUCUCGACGCUCGGUGGAGGACAUUUUUUGUGUCGCCACUUGAACCAGUCGACGCUCUUGGCCAAGCUGCAGAUUGGCAUUUCAAUGGGACUGAAGGACCCUAUACUUGAGAGCAAAUGUAGAGUGAAUCUCAUGUAUAAUGCCCUGCAGUUGGGCAAGUUUAAACGGGCAAGGAGGAUCUUAAGACAAGAGGAGCUUGUGGCAAAACAGCUCGGUAGUACUGAGCUCCACAAUGUCUGCCAUGCUGCCAGUGUGUACUUGGACAAGAUGGAUCGACUACACAAGGAGCAAGUGCUGCACCAUGAGAAAAACGGACGUCCAGUUACGCUGCAUGAUAAUUUCUACCGUCAGAGGAUUGUCUGCAUGACCAAAUGA
Messenger RNA from Peronospora farinosa, 729 nucleotides. NCBI's taxonomy places the organism in Eukaryota, Oomycota, Peronosporomycetes, Peronosporales, Peronosporaceae. The record is from the annotation of a GenBank genome assembly.